AUGGUUCUUACAAGACAGAAUUAUAAAGAACUGGGGAUCCCUCUAGCUCAAGCACAAGCUGUUGAACCCCCUGCCCCAAAGAAAAAGCAGGCAAAAAUUCCAUAUUAUUUUAAACCAAAAGCAGAGGAAGUGAAAAGAAAUAAAAACAUAGAGAGCCUGCAUCCGCACGAAUGGUCUGUCGACCGUAUCUCGUUCAGAAGGGGCAUGGAAGCAGAGGGAGGAGGAGGAAAAGGAGUUGACCUGGCAACCGAGUUGGCACAGGCAACUACAGAAAGUACAGCCCUUGAGGCCCGACCAGAACAGGAGCCUCAGCUGGGAGACCCAGAAACCAAGUCAAAAGAAUCCACCCAUCAACCUAUGCUUAGAGGAAAGGGGGGGUCCCCUGCCCCGACAGAGGUGGAGGAGUGGCUAAACGACACAAGAGCUCGACAUCCAGACCUGGGCAGCUAUAAUUACAUAAUGACAGGGCUGUACAAAGAUCUGUUGGAAGAACAUCAAACUCAGCUAAUUAAAGAACUGGGGCCUAUUAAAAACUUUCUUUCAGAAUGUUUGGGUUUGCUCACCUCCCUGAUUGAACUAAUCAGGAGGAAAGAGGAUUGCCACUUUCACAAAGAAGCCAUCAACAAGCCAAAUGGAAAUAAAACCCAGUCCAACACCAAAGAAAGGAAAACAAGCAGAGCCAAACUAGCCCAAGGAAAAGUACUGGCCACUAGGAAACCUUCCUUAAAGGGAAAGAGCCCAAUGCAUAAGAAGAAGCCGAAGAAUGUGAAAAUGGGUCGAAAGGCUAAGCUGCCCUCUCGGACUGGGAAAGUGAAUUUCUCAAAGUUAUUCAAGAUUCUGGAGAACUCAAGCACAAAGAACUCCAACAAAACAACGCCAAAUAAGAGCCAAAGCCCAAACAUUUUAAAUAUACAUCAGGUGACUAGCCCUCCAAGGCUAGCAAAACAAUCGCUGCCCUCUAGUGGAAAAUUAAAGGAAACUCCAGAUCCAAAGCAAGAAACUCCCCAGAAGGGAGUACAAAAGAGCCAGAACUUAAUUUUAAUUAAACAUAAAUUAGUCCUCCUCCCUCUCUUCAAGCAUGGAGGCCUUUCCACGCUUGCACAACAGAGAAUUUAUUUACUUAAGAAAAUUGACUUAGUCAUCAGAAGCCUUAUACCAGCAGGAAAUAUUGUCAGCGUUAAAUUUCUUCCUUUUGAUAUGGCCCAAAACAGAGUUGUGGUGACCUUUAAGGACUGGUCGGUAACUAAACAAAUCAUGGACAAGAGGGACAGGCUCCAGAGGGCUGGCCUGUUGGUGACCCGCCUUUUUGAAGAGUCCGGCGUUCCACCAUCCCUCUUAGGAACACGUAAGCCGACUAGUCCGCGCACAGAAUUGGAAAUGGCUUCUGAAAACUGCAAACAAGGUCAACCGGAGGCAGUCAAAAUUUCCAAACAGAAGGCUAAGCUCCAAAAACAUUACUCCCUUCCAAUGAACCCAAAAAGAAAUCUUAAAUGAAAAGGAGAUGCUCUUUCUAGCCUCCCUUGAGCAAAUUCAACAGUCCCAGGAUGCGUUAAUAGCUAGGUUACAAACCAUUAAAAAUCCUUAUUCCGCCAAGGUUUUUCUGCUCCUUUGGAAUUUAAUUUUGCUACUAACACAACAAAGCCCUUAUCCAACGAAGACUGGACGCAGUGCCGGUUCCUGUCCCCCGAAGAAGUGGGUUCUCCCACACAACCCUUAACACCUCAAACAACAACACACCAGGUAGACCUUGCCAUGCCGAUGAGUAGGAACGGUUCAAUCUUUGUGGAUGCCUCAGGAUCCUUAGAUGGCAUUCAGGUGGAGGAUUGAAAGACAGAUACAGCGAGGGGACACCACGCCAGUGAAACAAAACUCACUAGGUUAGUACCUACCACAAAGGAUACCAACAGCUCACUCCACCUCUACAAAAACAUUCAUUCCAUCAUCCUAAAGAACAAACGGAGAAGUCUACCUUUGUUCCCCUCACCACCAUAUUUUCACAUCUUAUCGUGGAAUGUGGCGGGCUGGCUGUCUAAGCAGGGCGCUGCUGAUUUUCUGGAUUUUCUCUCAAAAUUCCAGAUUAUUUGUCUACAAGAGACCUGGUGCCUAGACUCUCAUCCCCCUUACUUACAGGGCUAUGCGGCUUUUGCUACCCCUGCGAAAAACUAAAUAACCGUGGCCGACCUAGCGGCGGUUUGGUCACUUUUAUUCCUAUAGAGCAAGGGUACAGGGUGCGACAACUGCAGUGGAUGAAGAACAACAAUUUUCAGAUUUUACUUAUCUCCAAUAACACAGGAGGAGAUCUUCUAUGUUUCAACGUCUAUAUCCCCCCCGUGUGUACUUCCUCUCAGACAGUACAAAUCUGGGAAGAUUUGGAGUCAUGCUUGGAGAAGGCCAAAAUAGAAUUCCCUGACUGGAACAUCCUGCUGGCAGGUGACUUUAAUGCCAGGAUAGGCAGCGACAUCAAUUCGUAUGGCUCCAAAACCCAGUUUCUACCAGAGGCAGACUGGCUUAUCCCUUGGAGUUCUGAUGAAAAGGUCUUGAACAAGGCAGGUAUUACAUUACUGGAGAUUGCUUUUAAGCAUAAUCUGUACAACCUGCAUGGUACUUACAUGGACAGGUCAGGAGGUUUCUUCUCUUUUAUCGGCCCUCGUGGUGCAAGUGUGAUUGACCAUAUCCUGGUCUCUCCAACAAUUUUGGAGAGGGUACAGGGUCUCAGCACUUUUAAUAGAACUGAGAGCGACCAUCUUCCUAGAGCAAUCUCACUAACUCCCCUUGAAUCAGGGGAUUACAACAUCUACAUUGUGCAGCCCCUCCUCAAGCACCGGCCCCACGCAGGCGUAAAUGGAACAGCGAGCUGGAGCUUAAAAUUAAUCAACACCUGCACUCUCCAGAUCUAUUGGUUCUGAGAGACCAGUGUCCUUUACCUAACUUUGAUCCUUUUUCACUAUAUCAGCGGGUCUCAGAGUCCCUUUUCCCAUUUCUUAUAAACACCAGGCCUCCCAUACAACAUAACAAAUCGGGGCCUGGUUUGACAAAGACUGCCGGAAGCUAAGAUCCCUGCUUAGGAAACAACAAAAUAAGGUAAAACAGGAGAGGACUUUGUCAUCUAUGGUAAAUUUCCACAGAUGGCGCUCUCACUAUAAAUACACCUUAAAACUCAAGAAAUCCCUUUACAGGAAGAAACAAUGGGAGGCACUUGAUAAGGCGAUUAAAUCGCGAGACGAUAGAAAAUUCUGGGCAAUAGUAGCACAGGGAGUCUCAUCCAAAGGAAAAAUUGUAAACAGCAGUAUUCCAUCCGAUGUGUGGUAUCAACACUUUCUCAAGCUAUACACACUCUCAAAUACUGCUAAUUUGAGUCCGCUCCUCCCAUUGAAGAAUGAGCAUCUAGUUAGUUGGGAUCCUGUUACGGAAUCAGAGUGCCUACAGCUAAUUAAAACUUUAAAAAAUGGCAAAGCUCCUGGCGAGGACAUGAUCCCCCCUGAGGUUUUUAAAUUAAAUGCCCAAUGGUGGGCCAUCUUUUGGCCAAACUUUUUACGGCAAUGAACAACACAUGUAAAAUCCCAGCAAAUUGGAAACUAAGUGUGGUAGUCCCUAUCUAUAAGAAGGGAGACAUUCAAGAUCCAGCAAACUACCGCCCUAUAAGCCUUCUGGACAUCGCAUACAAACUUUAUACCCGGUACCUAUUAAACAAGCUGGUAGAUUGGGCGGACCAUUCUAACCUGUUCAACCAGGAACAGGCAGGAUUUAGAAAGGGCCACAAUACGAUAGGUCACUGUAUGGUACUACAGACCCUGGUAGCUAAAUAUGCAAAAGCGUAUAAGAGCAGACUCUUUGUGGCCUUCGUAGACUUGACAUCUGCCUUCGACUCAAUCUGUAGAGAUAGACUAUGGAAAAAAUUAUAUGAAACGGACAUUGACAGACGACUUUUAAAAAUUCUCAGAGAGUUACAUACAGACAUUACAGUCAAAAUCAGAACUGGGCCAUCGGGAACUCUUACGGACCCACUGCCAUUGGGGAAAGGGGUCAAACAGGGAUGCCUGCUAGCCCCAUUUCUUUUCAACUUUUAUAUAAACGACAUUGUCCAGUACAUGGCAAAGUACAAGUCAUCGGCUCCAGCCCUUGAAGGUAAACGCCUGAAUAUUUUGCUAUAUGCCGAUGACAUGGUUUUAAUGGCACUCACCCGAAGAGGCUUACGCAGCAUGCUGGAGGGGAUCGCAGCCUACUGUUCCCAUAAUUCACUAAAGAUAAACCAUGAUAAAACAAAAAUUGUGGUGUUUACUAGAGCUCGCCACACCUUUAGAUGGUCUUUAGAUGAACAAGUGAUUGAACAGUGCCCUUUUUUAAAUAUCUGGGUGUUACAUUCCAGGCUACAUCUAGCUGGCUAGCCCACUUUAAGGCUGUAACCAUCCUAACACGAAGAACAAUUGGUGUUUUGCUUAGUUUCUUCCAUACCAGGGGAGGACAAUUGGUGAUCCCGGCAUUAAGAGCUUUCGUUGGGAAAGCUAUUCCCCAGAUGUUAUAUGGGAUAGAACUCUGGGGGUGGAACCAGAGGCUGUUGGAACGGCUUGAAAUUUUGCAAAACUACUAUCUCAAGAAGAUUCUAGGCCUUCCUCAAGGAACCCCAGCAGCCUUCUUGAGGGUGGAGGUUGGUUUACCCUCUGUGUCUGCCAGGGCCCACUUAAGAUUCCUACGAUUUUACAUCAACCUUGCAAACUCUUCAAACACCUUAUUGGCCAAACAAGCCUUCGUAUCUUUUCAAAAGAAUACCACUUGGCGCCAAAACUUAUCUGAGAUCCUGGUUAGAUACACCCUACCGGAGUUUAAUAUCCUCAAACGGUGGAGCCCGGACAAAGUCCGGAAAUGGAUCCUGGAGAGAGACGCUCUGUUAGAUACCACAAAAAUACAGAUCCCAGGGUCCUCCCACUGGCUUCCCCGACUGAAAGCAGUCAAAAUCUGCGCCAACUACUUGGCGAAUAUCACCAAUCCCACUCUUCGGAGAGCCUUUACUAUGGCCCGUUUUCAAACCAUUCCUACGGCCUAUCUGUCAGGCAGAUAUGCAAAAAUCCCAGUAGAGCAGCGGAUAUGUCCUUGUUAUAUGAGAACCAAAGAGGAUCUCAUACAUUACAUGUUGUAUUGUCCCAUCUAUUCGGCCUUCAGGGAUGCGAUGUUACAAACUAUACCUAAAUCAAUAGUCAACUCUGAGGACCAAGUAAAGUUUUUACUGGUAGACGCUGAUCCACGGAUUUCUCACGUGGUAGCGGUCUUUGUGGUGAAGGCUAUGAAAACUAGGGUAUGGUUCCUGGAUGAAAUGGUGAGGUCCCUCCCAUUGCUCUCCUAACCUGUUGCUGAACCUUCUUCCUUGAAUGGUGGGGUUUUUGGGUAGUUUCCUUGCUGGGACAACAUGGCAUGAAUUUUAGCUUACUUUUAUAAUCUUUUUGGUUUAUCUUUUAAUAAUGUUUUAUGGUAUUUUGUGUAAAGGCAUGGACCUCACAAAUUUAAUAAAUUUGUUGUUGUUGUUGUACAAAAUAAAAAUAAUUAACAAAGUAGAAAAAGAAAAGAAAACAAACCCCUUCCAACCGUAUGAAUACAAAUUCAAAAAUAAGAAAAAGUGACAAAAAGAAAAAAAAUACAAAAAUACAUCACACACAAUUAAAAAACAUUUAAAAACAAAUUCAUUAUUCUCAUAUCCUCAACUGUCAUUACCUUCUUUCUUUGACCUCCUCCUCCUCCCUUUCUUUGUAUCCUAGUUAUUAAUUAUCCCAGCAAAUCCUUUCCAUAUUUCAUAAUAUUCUGUCAUUACAUUACCCUAAACUGUUUUAAUCUUAUCUUUCUAUAAUAAAAUAAACCUUAAAGCUUAAAACUUAAAUCUUAUCCUUACCAACUUCUCAUAACCAUAAUAUUCUUUCAUAAUUCUUUAAACAUCUUUACUAAAGCCAAGUAGUUUCUAACAUUCAUCAAUUUUAUAAAACAGUUCUAAUGGUAGAAAGAGGGAAUACAAACAAAUCCAAUCUUCAUCCAACGUCCCUUCCUCCUGGUUCCGGGUUUUGUCAGUCCUUAUUAUCCCGUCAAUCUAGCCCAUUAACCUGGCAGCCUUAUAUCCGAGGCCCUCAAGUCUCUUCCAUGUCCCUUCCGCAGCUCUUCUUCAUAUUUGUAACUGUAUUUUCCCUUGUCUCCUGCUCGUGGUAACUCCAGCUUGGCAAUAUUUUUAACCCUUCUCGACAGAUCAGCCCCUUUUCCAUAUUCAACACUGAGUUCCAUAUGGUAUUUAAAAGCAUGUUUCAAAGACCCUCCGAAAUUAAGAGCCCCCACAAUCCCAAACAUCUCACGGCCCAUUGUCAGAUUUGAAAAGUCCAAACAUCCCAGCAUAGGGGGAUCAAUCCAGCCCACCAUUUCCAAGCCAAACCAAACUUUUUCUUUCCAAAUCUGGCUUUUUCCAAGUUCAUUUGUCAAAUCCGAAAACUCAUAUUCCUGUUGGGCCUGUUCUGUCAGGACACACUCCUGAUUUAAUUCCUGAGUGGGCUCCACAUAUUUUCCCACUGUCUGUUCAAAAUUUCCCACUGCCUGUUGAAAAUUUCUAGUCGAAGUCGCCAUCCAAUUCACCUUUUCAUGUAAUUGUUCCAGUAGGGCAUUUGUUUUAUAGAAAGCACACAACAAAGCUUCUGAAUACAUUGUCCUGCAAGGUCGAAUGCCUGUUCCCACGAUUGUUAUCUGUAACAGCUGCCGGCUCUCUGGAGUUAGUUACAGUUACACAGUCUCCCUCUAGGGGGAAAACUUCUAUUUGUUCUUGCCACAAAAUUUCCCUUUUUGAGAUACUUUGUCAAUAUUUGUUGCUUAAAGAUGCGAAGGGAAGCAGUGGAAUCGCUAUGUUUCUCUUCUUUUAGCUAUCUGUCAAAAUGCUUGUCUCUGGUCAAUGAACUUCAAACGUCAGUCCUGACACCCCGCUCCAGGAUCAGGACGGAGGAAAGUUACUUUACUUUAAACUCACUUUAAACAGUCCGGAAAAGAUCCCCCCUUCUUCUCCUGCUGUCGAAGGGGGGGUUCCACAAUUUUAAAUGAUGAAAUCCAAUCCUUUAAAGGCGAUUUUCUAAGCUCUAGUUUAUGUUGUCUUUGCUUUAUUCUGUCUACAGAAGAACGGAAGGCUGACUUCCUGUUUAGACCUUCCCGUUCCGUACCAAAUUAAAAUAGGUUUUUAAAAUCCAAUUCCUUUCUGCUCACAAGUCCUUAUCUAAUGCCCAGUUGUUCAAAGUCUAAGUACUCACGGGUGCUUAUUUUAGAGUCCAAAUUGUCCCAGGAAAAAGGCAGCGCUCUCCGGCAAUGGCUGUGCGGCUUCGCUCCACGGAAAUAGCAAUUGACUCACAGCACAGCGCCACUUCCCCCUCUUCACUUCGGAGCCCGUUAGUGGGUUCCUUAGCAAGUUGGGGGGGCGCUAAAGGUGCCCGCCGAGUCCCAUGGUCACAGGCUUCAUCCGCCUGUGAUUUUUAAAAGGGUCCCCGCUUCGCCGUAGCGGAAAAGACCCGUUUCCCGCGGAGCUAGUCCCUCCUGUUCAGAGGGAGUCCGCCAUUGCCGAUGGCGCCACCCCGGAAGUCCACAGCUUCUAAAUUUUCAGCCAAGUAAACAACUGUAUUGAUGUACACUAGUCAAUAAAUAAAUGGAUUGUUAUUUCUUUAUAAUUUUCCCCCUUUCAGCUGACUGCGGUGGACCAUUUGACCUGUGGGAACCAAACACUACGUUUAGUUCCAUGAAUUAUCCAAAUAAUUACCCCAACAUAGCUUCUUGUAAGUACUGUAACUUCAGAACUUAAUAAAUGUUUGUUUGUUUGACAACAUUUAUAUACCACUUAAUCAACAAAAUUCUGUUAAGCAAUUUACAUCAUAAACUGUUAUUAGACUGGAUUGAAUAUGGUAUGUGGUCAUGAACAGUGCUUAUACAUGAGGAAAAUCUUGUGAACCUACUAGGAGCCUAGAAAGGUACACUGUGCUUAAACACUGCACUAAAAUGGUUGCAUUCCCUCUUUUAUUUGGUGUGGAAUAGGGGUGGACUGGACUGUUAAUUUCGGUUCUCUCAGUUUCUCAUUCUUCCAGUCUUAAACUCCUCCCCACAUUUCUGCAGUAAUUUGCUAUUUUAAAACUAAUAAUAAUUAUGAGCAUUUAUUUUUCUAAUAAACACAUUUUUGAACGCAGUUUUGACUGAUGCACAUAUUUUUGCAAACAGUUUUCCUAAUAAAAUGCAUUUUGUUUGCUAUUUUCACUAAAAUAUUCAUUUUUAUGUGUACUUACACAGGAUAUAUGCAUUUUUGUAGACACUGCUUGACUGGAGAACUGUAUUGCACAAUUAAGAAAAGUAUGAAUUUCAAGGAUUCCUGUGUUUUGGUUCUCAUUGUAACAGAAAGUAUGAAUUAGGCGUGAUUGCCUCUGAAUGCAAACUGAAUCAAAUUUCUUCCCUGUCCCUAGUGUGAAAUAACAUUGCUCUUUAUUUAUGGUUCCAUUUGCCCACAGCCUGCUGCAAAAGGUGCAAUUUCCAAAAAAAAUCAAAAUGCAGUUUUGAUUGUGUCUCUCUGUAUUACAUAGAACACAGUCAGAUAAUUCCAAGUAAAUGAUUGUAGGAUGUAUUGAUGUUCAAAGAUGUUCAUACUGAAAGGCAGAGCAUAAAUGGAAGAAGUGACAUGCCAGAGUGACUUCACAUGAGGCAGGAAUUGGUUUUAUAUUCAUUCUCAGACUGGAAGAGAAUGUUGUUAUGUCUGCCUCUUUGCUUAAGCUGCUACGCAUAUCUCUCUAUGUGGAGAUGUUGAUAAAUCAAACCUCUAGUAUAUUUGUAAAACAAAGGGACUGUUUUUCUCUGUCUUUUAUUUCCUAGGUGUAUGGUAUUUAAAUGCAGAGAAAGGAAAAAAUAUCCAACUUCAUUUCCAGUACCUUGAUCUGGAAAAUAUUAAUGACGUUGUAGAAAUCAGAGAUGGCACAGGAACUGGUUCUUUAUUUUUAGGCAAGUAUAAUCCACAAAUUUAUGCAGAAUUAGAAUACUGUGUGUGGUUGAGCAGUAUUUCAUAUUUUCUGGAAAACACAGGCGACCUUAGUUAGUUAGUUAGUUUUUUAAAAAAAAAAAUACACCGUGAAAGUUGCUUAUAGUACAUUUGUGACAAUUUCACUGAGCUGAGCAUGAGAUAAUAUUUUGAUGGUUUAUCCUUGCUAGAGUUAAAAAUAUAACAUCAAUAACACUAGCUGCAACAAUGCAGGUGAAACUAGAAGUGGGCAGGUUCUACUCUGGAAACAAUUUGGUGGGCUUUUCACACGGAUUUCACUGAAACUUCCAAAUUGGCUGAUAUAGUUAAAAGAAUUACAGAGAGGUCAUUCUGAAAUGCCGUUUAUCCCAUGAUGCUCCAUAGGUUUCUGUGUAGUAAGGCUUUCAGUGUGUCAGGUAUUGUUGUAGCACCAUUGUAGCAUGUUGUACUACAAUGUGGUAGAGAGACUUCCAUGCAUAUGUGGCAGAUUCUAGUAGUGAACCCACAACUUGCUUGAACCAGAACUGCUAAUAGAUUACAAAUGUUGGUCCUGUUUCAGGUACAUUUCCCCACAAAUUCCAGUUUGGGCAGAAUUCACCAAUAUAUGUAGAUGAAACAUAUUGAAAGAAUUCAGGAUAAUUUUUCUAGACUAGUCUUGAAAAACUGUUUCCCCUAGAUAUGGAUGAAGGACAAUGGCAUUUUUUCCACUCAUAAAGUUAUGGGGUUGGGUUUUUUCUUCUUAUUUUUAUGUAUAUCAACACUUCACACAAUUUCUAAGCAGAAAGCAUUUGACCUAUAUCUAAAAUAUACAUAUUUCUGUUUUCUCUAUGGGUAGCUGUAUAUACAGGAAAGUCCCCGGUGCCAGAUAUAUUCUCUACGACUCAUCAGAUGACUGUACUCUUCAUUACUGACGAUUCUGUAACUAAGAAAGGAUUUGCAGCCAAUUUCACUACAGGAUACCAUUUAGGCAUGCCAGGUAAGAUUCACACUUACACAUUUUUAAUCAAACAUUUUAAAAGGGCACAUGAAACUGUGAACAAAGAUUUGUUUCAGUGCAAUCCUAUGCAUGUCUACUUAGAAGUUAGUUUCAUUGGAUUUAAUGGAGCUUCCUCUAUUACAGUGUAUAAGGCUAAAGCCUUCAAAUGUAAUUCACAUUUAUCAGGACCUCUGUUGGGCUAAUCUACAUCUUACACACUAACUUUCAGUUAUUCUGCCUAUCAUUAGCCAAAUGGCUAAUUCUGUACUCCAAAGAAGCUCAGCAGGGAUGAUUUGCUGCAGAGAACCAGUGGGUGGGGGUGGGGGUGGAAUUGCCCUCUUUUCACUUUCCCCUGAGAUUCCUUGUCAACCCCAUACACUUCUGUUUCCUGUGGGAUGCCAGGCUGUGUUUCCCUUAAAAACAUGGGUCUAAGAAAGCAUGGGCUUUCAGAGAGGAAAUAGUAUGAAGAAAAGGGUUAAGCAUCCUCCCUGCUCUUUCCCCACUGCAAAUCACCUUCUUCUGAUGACAGACGGAGGAACAAAGAAGUGGCUGUUGGACUAAUGUUGGUUAUCAGGGUAACCUAGUAUCUCUUCACAAGAAGAGGUUAACUAAGCCCUUUUGAACUGUAAGUCCUUCUUGCAGGAGUUGCAAGAAUGCCCUUACACAUGAGAGACCAGAAAAUUGCCUCAAGUUUCUAAAGAUAAAAUGGAUUCAGAUUGUGUUUAUUAACAUUAUAUAGAAUUUGAGUUCAGUACAAUAAUUAAAAUGCUACAUUUAGAUGAUAAAUAUGAUACAUAUUUUUAUUUUACAGAUCCCUGUGGUCCCAAUUAUUAUCAGUGUGGAAGUAGAGAAUGCAUCCCGCUGGUUUACCUUUGUGAUCAAUCACAGCACUGUAAAGAUAAUUCUGAUGAAUCAGACUGUGGUAAAUCUCUAUUUCAAAAACGAAAAACAAGCUACCCACUUCUAAUACAUGUGACAUUCUUGAAUAAGUAAAAAAACAAAUUCAAUAAGAAAUUGUCAUAUAUAGAAUAUCUUCAGGAAGGAAAGUAGAUGUUAAAAACUUUGCUUUACUAUCCCAGCUUUCUUACCUAAGUGUAAUGAACAAUAUGCCUAUCCUUGAUCUUCUGUAGCAGUUACUUUAUCUUGUUUGACGGUGACAUCACCACGCCUUUCCUGUACUAAUCUCUCUCUCAAAAAAAUGUGAAGAACUAAGAACUCUGUUUACAGAGAUCACUAGUUAGAAAACUAAGUCAUCCUAACACUUCUUUAUGGAAUUUUUGCUUUCACUGGACAAGUGCUAUAACUCCUGAGCUCUUAUACCUGUAGAGUGGAUUAUAGGAUCAAGCAAAGGAAUUAUAACAACAAGCAAACUGGAUGGCACAAGUAGGCAAGCGUACAUUUGGAAAGAUGUACUUGUUUCAUAGUAGAUAUGCCCUGCUUGCACAUCUACUUUUCUGGUAGGUGAAGGGCUUUUUUUGGGCAUGUGAAGCAGUACAAGCUGCUUUAUCUCCAUGGGAACAAUCUACCCGCUGGUUUAUAUUUAAUAGGCUUCAUUCCACUGACCCUGCUGAAACUUUCACACAGGCCAAGAUUCUCGACCAAAAUGUAAACCAUGUUACAUACUGCUGUAUCUAUACAUAUACAAUAUUUAAAGCAGACUGAGGCCACAGAGUGAGGAGCCAAAUGUACUCUGAGCUCUGUAUGCUCAGUAUCUAUGCACAUACCCUCUCUGAAUUAGUAUGCCCUGGGCCAGAGAAUACACAUGAUCUUUUGUGAGCUCUGUUCAUUUUAGUGGUAAAGGGACUUCAGUACAUAAUAUCCCUUAGACUCCUUGUGCAGCUCUGUUUCCACUGAACUGAAAGAAGAAACUAUUGAGGACUGAGACUUGCAGCCUAGUAUCUUGAACCAGAAUGUAUAUACACGUAGGAGCUGUAGAUUUACUGCCUCUGCAACGUCCUAUUUAUUCACUUCAAUGUUUGUUUAAAAAGCAUGCUUAGGACUAAAUUCUCAAGCUCACUUUCAAGCAAACGAGUUUAGGAUCAAGUGUAAGCCUGAUAAAAGUGUUUGACAGGAGCAUAAAACAGCUGCGGGGGAGCACCAUUUCAACUCUUUUGCAACACAUAUGCGGGUUACUUUGACAACUAUGACAGCUGUUGUCACAGUACCAUCUGUGGAGGUAGUUAUUUCCAAAAUUAAAUGUUCCAUACAUAGCUCUGUUUCUCAUAAAACAGAAAUAAUGGUCUCUGUGCACCAAUUUAUAUGCAGAACUGAUGUUAAAAUAAUGCUAGGGUCUGUUUUUUAAAAAAAACAAAAUUGCUCUCACAGACAAAGAGCUGUCUGACACAAUCGUUUCUGUGGGUGGAUGUUUAGAUUUGGAGACACGUAUUUCCUUGGCUUAUGUUAGAUAAAUCAUAACUGUUAGUAGUGAAACUCUUAGACAUCUGUUGGCAGGUAUCAUUAGUGGUAUAUGUGUCCAAAGGCAAAAUACAGCUCCUAAUACAUCUUAUCUUGCUAUAUUUAAAGAAGACGACAUUUUUUAUCGGUAGUCUACUUUUUGUAGCAGAAGCUUAUUUUAAAAAAACUAUACUUUAUUAUUUUUUAACAAAUAUGAACCUGCAAAUGUUGGCAGUAAUUUCUAUAGAAGGUUUAAAAUCUGAAUAAUACAAGUAUUUAUUUGCUCAGUUUUACUCCCAUAAAAUUAUGGCUGUGGUUAUGGUUAACUGAACACCUAUCCCUAAAGUGCAAUAUGAAAUACUUUAUUUGCAUGUACUUUGCUACUGCAGUGACCUUUCUUGUUCCUCUUUUAUUGGUCAAGGCAUUCGUAAAAUCGUCUGUCCAUAUGUUUCCUCUAACAGUGUACUUAUCAUACCAUCCACAGAUGUACCUAAGGGAUGCUAAGCAACAUACAGUUGCAAGAAACUGAUAGAUGAAAGCUUUUUACUGUCCAUUCAGGAGUUAACCAUGGUACAGCCACCCUGUUUGGGUUACAGGUAAUGGGUUCAUGAUUGCAAUGGUGUUUGCUUCAGGACCCAAACUUACACACACACACACACACACACACACACACACACACACACUAUGGCUGGCUUCAGAGUAGCUUUCUAAAUACCUAAAUUAGGGAGAAGUCUUAGCACAAGUCUUAGUUCCCUUUUCCCAUUCUUGGCUAGGAUGCCUUAAGUUGAGCCCAUGUCUCCUCUUCAUGAGUGGAAAUAUCCUACAAUCUAUAGUGCACUGUUAGAAGUUUACUUCUGAGUCUAUUUACUUUGUCAACAGUGCGCUUGGUCAAUGGUUCUCUCAGCUUCAAUGGAUUGGUCCAGUUCAAGGUUGAGAAUGAAUGGUACACAGCUUGUGCAGAUGAGUGGGCUGAACAAUUGUCAAGCAGUGUCUGUCACUGGUUGGGACUUGGGUAAGUAAGGCUGUUUAAUUCAUUUUGUUUCAGACUGUAUAUGCUUCAUAAUAGCUAUAUCUGGUAGAAGAUUGGCCAACUUUGCAAAGGACAGUAUACAUACAUGUGUGAUUAUCCAAUAAAAUGUAGAUAAAGAAUAGGGAACCUAUGGCUCGCCAGAUGUUGUUCAGCUCCAGUUCCUAUCAGCUGUAGCUGAAUCAUCAGGGAUGACAAUAGCUGAAGUCCAGUUAUAUCUGGAGGGCCGUAGGUUUCCCAUCCUUAAUAGUGGAUCAAUACUAUGAGGUUAUAUAUUUAUAUUUUUGUUCUUCCACUAAGGCACUUCUCGGAAAGGGCAGUGGGCAGCUUAUGACACUGCUUUGAGAAAGAGCAGGGAUGCAGGAAGGGCCCUAAGACUGGCACCCUCUUGAAUGUGUUGUGAAGUAUAGCUGAUUUAGUUCCGCAAAGUCCACAAAUAAACGAAACUUUCAUAACAAAUGCUGAAUCGUUCAGAAAACCUGCAUUGGCCAAUGCACUCUGCCUUCUUUCUUUAGUUUUAGAAGACAUAUUUUUAAAUGGAGUACAGUGGUGCCUCGCAAGAAAUUAAUCCGUUCCGCAAGUCUCUUCGUCUUGCGGAUUUUUCGUCUUGCGAAGCAUGGCUAUUAGCGGCUUGGCGGCUUAGCGGCUAUUAGCGGCUUAGCGGCUAUUAACGGCUUAGCGGCUUUAAGAAAAAGGAAACGAACUCGCAAGAACUCGCAAGACGUUUCGUCUUGCGAAGCAAGCCCAUAGGGAAAUUCGUCUUGCAGAACGACUCAAAAAAUGCAAAACCCUUUCGUCUAGCGAGGCAUUCGUCUUGCGGGGCACCACUGUAUUACCAGCAUCUAUUAGUAGCACUAUUUUAAAGAAGAGUACAGAAUGCUAUAACAUACAACUGAUGAUAUCAUCACCAUCAUCAUCUUAAUCUUAAGGGUGCUAUCAGCAUGAAGGAUGCUGCCCUUCCAUCCUGUAGCUGCCAGCCUCUCAGAGGCCCAGCUCUCCCUCUAUAUACCAUCUCCUCUGCAGGGCCAUUCACCUCUUAGGAAAUCCACCCCACAGAAGGUUUCCAUUGACAGGAUUGGACCGAGGAUCACCUCAUCCUGAGACAGGCUUUGCACCAUGGCCAUCUGGGUGGGCAGCCUCAAAUGUUCCUGUAGGUAUCAUUCCAGUCCUUGUCAUUAAGCCAAGUAGGGUAGGCUGCUAAGGACAAUGAUUUUCACAGCAGCAGUAGCAGCAAGACACUUGCAACACCCUUGCUUGGCAGGAGCACCUGUCAGGCACACAGCUGUGUGUGGCAUCAGCUGUGACCAGUUGGGAGAGAAGGGACCUAUUCUUAGGAUACCAGUGGGGCUGCUGUGGCCAGAGAGGCUUUCCCUAAGAGGAGCAAUGGCAACCAUGUUUGGUGAGAUACACUAGCAGGCAACCCUCCUCACUGGGAAUGGGGUUGUUGCCUGGUCUUCUGUUGAAGAUCCCCCUAGCUGAACUGACCUUGCUUUCUGUGGCUGCUGCUCCUUGUGGGCAGUUGCUGCUGUUACUGGAUCUCCAAAUUGCAGCUGCUACUGCUGGUGCAUUCCUGUGGGGAGAAAAAGCUUGGGAAAGAGAUGUUAGCAUGACAAUUUUGUUUCUUCCCCAUUUGCACUUCAUUGGGAAUGUGUUCAGAGUGCCCAGUGUUUGUGAAGUAUGUUCCCUGGAGUGUUCACAAGGCCCCUGCUGCACCCCUACCCAAGUGCUCUUUCAGAGUGGUGUGGGGCAUUAGGGCAAGCUAGGACCAGAUUUCUGAGGACUGGGCCCUCUCUAUUAACUUCCAUUGUGUGGUUUGAAUUACUCCAUCCUUUUUGCUGGCCUCACUUCUGCCAGGGUGUCAGGCAAUGUGAUUGAGUAGAGUUAAGAUUCAGCCUAGGUCCCUAGCUGCAUGGUAUGAUGGAUCGUAAGUCACAUCCUGGCAGAUCUUGGAUCUGGCUUGCUCCCUAAGCCAUGCUCAUUCAUUUCAAUGGUUCUACUCUGAAUAAAAUAUAGCUGAAUACCACCCUAACAUUUGAAAAACUGCAUGGGCAUGAGCAAAGGGAGUUGCCAUUUGAUGCCAGUGAUGUCCUCCUGAGCAUUGUCCAGUAGCUAAUAGACUUGCAAGCAAUGCACUUUAGCUUUUUUCUCUCUUGCACUGAACUGGAGAUAGCACUGAAUUCAGCAGCUAAAACAGCUUGUGGAGCAGGCAGAUCUUUUAAAGGAGUUCAUUUUUUUCAGUUGAGAUUUAUGAGGAAAUUCACUUUUUACCUAGCCUUUUCCUGAGGAAAAAGACUAACCGCUGAUCAAAUUGGAAAUGUCUGGUCUUCCCAUGGUGACAAGGAGAAGUAAAUCAGAGGGGCUGGGCAUGUGCUCAGCAUCAUCCUUCUUGAUAAUGACUUGAGGAACAGUGUGUAAAACUGACCAGCUUAACAGAAAGAGUGGUUUAGGGCCGUCUUUAGCACAGUGUGUUGCUUCAGCUAACUGCCAACAGCAUCCCCAUUGCUUGAAAUUUUGGGGGAAGAUGACUAUGUUGUAUUCUUUUUAUAAUGGAUGUAUUGUAUUCCGCCAGACCCUCAAACCUCUGCGCAUAUCCUGCUGCUUCCAAGCACUUUGGUAAAGUGGCAAGAGCAAAGUCAAUCAUACAAUCAAAGAAACUGCAGAUAGAAAAGACCUGCUAGGUCACUUAGUCCAUCUUCCUGCCAAGUGUGGGAUUGUUCUCCAGCUGUAUUUCCACACUGGUGUUAGCUAGCCUAGUUUUCAGCUUCCAGGAUAUUCUGCCAAUCGCCCAAUGACUUCUGCAUGUUUAGCCUUGCAUUCUAGAGCUCUGCUGAUAUUUGGCCUAUAUUUUCAUUUCCUCAAUAUUUUAUCACAAUGGGCAUGAAGAGUCCUACUGGGUAUUGCCACCACAAUACACAAGAGCAAAUCACGUUUGAACCGUCAUACAGAACUUCUAAAAUUAAAUGUUAUUUAAGUCAAUGGUAAGUAAAAUGAAAGUCCUAAGGGUUAGACAUUAACCUUCUCUCCUACUCACCUAAAUUAAAACAUGCUAGGAUUUAUAAAAUGGAAUGGAGUUCAGGAAAAAAUAUUCUAGCUUUCAUGGAUAAAAUAUGCACUAUACUUUCUUGCUCUAGUCCCCAAAGCCUGCUUUAGGUAUAGAAGCUCAAGAUUUCAUGUGUAAUGCUUACAUCCACAGAUUAUGUGACUGUAGCUGUUUACUACAGUCAAGUACAGUAAAAUAAUAAUAAUAAUACAUCAUUUGAUAUGGUUGGACUGAAACCAGGGAGUGCAUUGGUCUACGUAGAGCAUCCUUCCUAACUGAAAAUUUUCAGAAUACGUAAUGAAUUUUACUAUCAUCACUGGUUGCUGAUGAAAACUGUACAAUUUGGCACUGUCAGUAUUGAUGCCACUAAUCCCUCAUUUUGGGGAGGGAAAGGAAGAAGGUAAGUGGAUUGAUUCCCUUUUCUCAAAUGGGUUGUGUCUGGCAAGUUCAUGUGUAGUCCCAUUCCAGAAACAGUACAACACUGUGAUAGGUAUAGCACUUUUUGCCCUUGGCUGGCCAAAGUACCAUUGUGAUCACAGGAAUUGUUGGCUGUCGUAUUCUGACUGCUCAAUUUACUGGACACAUUUCUCCAUACAUCACAGAUGUUGUGUGACAUGUAUCUGUAAAGGGAAGAUUCCUUGAGGAAGAAGAAGAAAGAAAUCCAUCAGACAUUUUCUUAAAGCCACUGCUAUAUUAAUAAGGCACUUGGCAUAAUUGUUUCUAGAAGGUUUAUUAUUAUUAUUUUAAAGAAUAUAUUCCAAAGCAUUGUUUUCCUUUGUAGAAGUAUGAAUAGAUCGUAUCCUGUAUUAUUUGAUCGGGCAGGACUAUUUGUGGAAGUUACAAAAGCAGUCAACAACAGUUUAAUACUAACACCCAAGUAAGUAUUCUUAACUUAUGAUGAUGAACAACUGCAGUUGUGCUUAGGGCACAUUAUUUUUUCUUUAAAUUCAGCUUGUCAUCUGAUCCACUCAUCUUUUAUAAAAAAAGGAUCAUGCUAGUUGCAUUAGGAGAGGGCUUAUGCAGAAUCUGCAGGUCAGUCCCAAUGGUAUAGUGGAGGGGGGUUACAUCCAUUAUUUUUUCCUUGCAUCUCUUCUGUCAAAGUUAGUCUUCCUUUUUCUUUCCAUGCGGUCAGGACUUCCAUUUCCUGAAGGAAGCCUUCUUGCUUCUAACAGCUACCUUUUCUUCUUCUUGUUAACUAUUGUGGUAUCUUCUUGGCUCUAGUGGUACCUCUUGAACUGCUGUAUACAUUCUACCUGAGCUUAUUGUGAUUUUGAACAACCUCCAAGUCCUCUGGAGAUUUGACCCUGUUGACUUUGCCUUUCAUCUUCCUUUUAUACCACUCUCCUCACAAGCAGUGUGUGAAGCAAAGCCAGUGAGGGCUAUGGCCUGGGCUGAGGGCAUAUGGUUGGGGAUAGGGCGAGAGGGGAGUUCCCAGGGCCAAUAGUACUAGUUGCAUCAGGUGGGAAGUUCUAGGGGAUUACCUGGGUGAGCAGGGGGUUGGCAAUAGAGUAAGGGGUUGGUUGGAGGAGGCAGCCUUGGCAAGCAAUGCAAGCAGGGGCAGAAGCCCUUAGUCCAGGGGUCAGCAACCUUUUUCAGCUGUGGGCUGGUCCACCAUCCCUCAGACCAUGUGGUGGGCUGGACUAUAUUUUGAAAAAAUUCCUAUGUCCCACAAAUAACCCAGAGAUGCAUUUUAAAUAAAAGGACACAUUCUACUCAUGCAAAAACACCAGGCAGGAUCCACAAAUCACCCAAAGAUGCAUUUUAAAUAAAAUGACACAUUCGACUCAUCUAAAAACACGCUUAUUCCCAGACCAUCCACGGGCCGGAUUGAGAAGGCGAUUGGGCCACAUCCGGCCCCUGGGCCUUGGGUUGCCUACCCCUGCCCUAGUCUCUCACUGUGUGCAUUCUUUUUUUCCAUUUGUGCAGUUGUCUUCUAUUUAUCUGCACAUUUUUAUCCAUGAUGCUUGUUGAUAUUUACUGAUUUGUGAUGUGUUAAAUAAUGGCACGGUCACAGCUUCUGGGGCUUAGAUGAAUUGCAGGCUAAUGAAAUAUUCUUCAAGCCCCUGGAUCACAGAAAUAAUAGAGUUGUUUUGAUCUGUGGUCUUUUACUGUUCUGGAAUCUAUCUUCUUUUUUCUUGACCAAAUAUUUCUCAGUCUUCUGAGCAAAGCUAAGAUAGUCCUGACAGAGCAGAGUUAUAUCUAUGUAGGUAUUACUUCCUAGCAAGCUAACAUUUUUAAAUCUUUGGUCACACUGAUCUCUAGUGGCAAAUGACUGUGUAAACAUAUAAGAAAGCAAUACUGUUUUCUUACUAGAGUACUGAGAGUCUAUAGACUAUUGUAAAAUGUGCAUACUUCCUAAUACUAAUGAUUAAGGAAGUACAGGGUUUGGGGUGGCUUUUUUGUAGAUUAUGCCGUGUAGACUUUACAUAAUCCUUAAAGAUACUUGCAUAUUUUAAACAAAAAAAAUUAAAUUUAUCUGGUGAAAAGCACCAUGUCACUAACCUUAUUUUGUUCCAACAGGUAAUGAAAAUCUGUUUUCGCUAAACAGCUUAAAUACAAUUACUGUGUUCUCAUUCUAGGGCAAGUUGUCUCAAUAAUUCAGUGAUUCACCUGCAAUGCAACAAUAAACGUGAGUGUAUGAACAUUCAAAAGUUUAACACAUAAUGCCUGCACCACGUACAUUUUCUCUUACUAUAUUAUAUGUAACAAUAUGGUUAUUUAUAUUUAACAUGUAUAAAAUAGAUUUCACAGGAGCAAAAUGUAUUGUAAAUCCUAGCUUAAUUUAGGACACCAAAAGGCAGCACAAAUAAAAUAAUCUUUAAGUGUUUCCAGAAAAUAUCCAUCUUCAUGCUAUGUGAAGGCUCUAAGAGAAAGGAUUUACAUUAUGGGCAGUUGCCCCAAGUAUCUGUCUCUGACAUCUGUCUGUAUAGUAAACUCAAAUAAUGUAGCUCUGGGUAAUUCUGGAGAUCAUAAACUGUUCAUAAAGAAGGCAAUCUCAAAUGAAAUUCCAACACUUUGGAAAGUCAUUAUACUUCCUUCUAGAUUUGGAGCCCCACAAAUGACAUGGAUUUAACUUUAACCUUUUCUUUUAAUGGUAGCAUGUGGGGAAAGGCUGAUUACUCGGGAACAUGGAAUGAAAAUUAUAGGUGGUUCUGAUGCUCCAGAAGGUGCUUGGCCUUGGAUGGUCUCGUUACGUUUCAAUUCCAGGCCAGUUUGUGGAGCAUCUCUUGUCAGCAAUGAAUGGCUGGUCUCUGCUGCACACUGUGUUUAUGGGUAAGCUUAAUUCUAUCCUUAAUUUGUAAUAUGUACCUGGUUCUUUGUUGUCAUAAUAUUUUUACUUCUGAUAGCUUAGCAGGAAUUAGGAAUUUAGGAAGUUGUUUUAUACCAAGUCAGACCAUUGGUGCAUCUUACUUAGCAUUCCUUGGCUUCUGUAUGAUGCUGUUUCUUAAUUUAGAUUCUGUUUAUGUUGUUGUUUUAUUGUAAUUUUAGCAUGUUGUUUUAUGUUGCAUUGUGAUUUCAAAUAAAAGGAGGUAUAAAAAUACUUUCAAUAGAUAAACAAAUUGUCAACGCUGACUGGCUGUGGUUCUCUAGGUUUCAAACUGGGGUCUUUCCGAACCCUAUGGGGAUAUAGCAGGGCAUGAGCCUGGGACCGUUUGCACAUAGAGGUCAGUGCUCUACAACUGAGCUAUGGUGUUUGAUUUGCCAUUUCAGGGAGAGCCAUAAGCUAACAUAAAAUCAGGGUUGAGUGGAUACAUGAAUCUGACCCAUCUUUCAGGGGCCACUUUUGUCAGGUACACGCCUGAUUCUUCAUUCUUUGUAACCCCAGCUUUAAUUUCAUAGAAACAUAGAGCUGAAAGGAACCACAAGGGACAUCUAGUCCAACCCCCUGCAAUGCAUGACUCUUUUGCCCGAUGUGGGGCUCAAACCCAUGACCCUGAGAUUAAGAGUCUCCUGCUCUACCAGCUGAGCUAAACUGGGCUUGCAAAGGAUGGAUCUUUGCAGCCAUGGCUUGAAUUCAAGCUGGGGCUGCAAUAUUCCUGUCAAAACUCAGCACCACUCUAUGCAGAAAUCAACUGCAGAAGCUCAGAUUGAGAGCUCCUGCAUAAAUCCAGCCGGGCUAGGUUUUUGACACCAAAAACAGCCCUUCUUGCUGGGUAAUAUCAAGAAUGCACUUUAAGGCUCCCAAAGAUUUCUUUGCAGCCUUUACUUGUCCCACACUUGAUGUCAUAUGGCAUCAGGUAUAGAGCAAGUAGAUGUGGCUUGGGGGAAAUGGCCAUGACGCAAUGUAGGACCCCAUUACCUGUUUUAGCCCAUGUCACUCUGAUCUUAGAUCAUUGGGGGUGGGGUGGGGGGUGCCCUAGACCUUGAAACUGACAAAUCUUCAAACUCAGCAACAUAAAUGCUCAGGGUUAGGGAUCAUAUGAAAUUUCAUGUUAUAUCAUUUCAUUAUAUCAACAUUUAAUCCUGGUGCUGCAAAGGGCUCAUUAUCCUUGUUGCAUGCUGUGUUUCCUGGGAUGAAGCUUAGCUCUAGUCAGGGCUGGCCCACUCUUGCUGCUCCAGCAACAAUAGCUACAGCUGGAUCCUCCACCUUGCUACCAGCAGCCUCUUGGUGUAUAGGAGACACUACUGAUUUCCUCCCUUCCCUAGGGAAGAAAUGGUGAAGAUGUCCCUCUGGGGUCUCCUGGAAUCUUCACCUGCCUGGUGUGAUUCAGUGGGCCCUUUCCCCACACCCACACCCACGACAGCCUUUGGGUAAGGUUGAUUGGAUUCCCCACCUUGUUCCCAAUGUAGAUUUUUAUUCUCCCCUUUUUCCUAAUGCAGAAAUUCAUUCACCACUUCAUCCCUUGUGGGAAGGUGCCAUUUUGUAGUUCGCCUCAGGUGCCAAAAUGUCUUUCUAGUGAAAAUGAAUUAUAUACAUUCAGCCCCCUCUUUCAAUCAGGUUUUAUCAGGCAUCUUGGGGUAAUGCUCAUUUAAGAACUAUACAAAAAAGCACUGUUGCACAUACAUAGAGACAGAUUGUUCUGCUAUAUAGACAAAAGAAGUGUGUAAAUUAUUCUGGCAGAUUUCCCAAAGGUUAAUUGAAAAUAGCCAUAAUCAGUUAUAAUUCUUGAUUUUUUCCAUCUAGAUUUAUUAAUGUUAUGAAGAUCUUCUGGGCAAUUCUUACUCAGUUGUAUUUAUUCAUACUGUUCUAACAACAGCAUAGAACUUUUUCUUAGCAAUUAAGGAUAUGUUGGCAUAUUGAAUGAUUUUUAAAAAAAAACAAAAACUAGGCAAACUUACGUAGCAUACUUCCACAACAUCAUGUGGGUCUCUCAAUCUUUUAGAUAUUUUAGCUGCCUCUAUCAAGGUUUUUGUUGUUUUUUAUUUUCUUUAACAAAAUGCUGCCUUUAAUAGAGCUGACGCAAAGCAAUAGCUCUGUUUUAUUGACAGUUACACUCUGGGGCCGAAAUCACUAUGAGCUGAUGUGUUAAUGAGUUGUUAAUGGUUUUGGAGGAGAUAUAAAAGACUGCUAAGGUAGUAUUAGAAGCAACUGCAUUGUCAUCUUGGUGUAAAGGGAAAGUGUGUGUGGAGUCAAAAUUAGGUUCUUUGGAGACAAUCAGUGGAUUGACUUCACCCAGUUUUUGGCAUCACAAGCAGAAACUCAACACUAUUCAUUUAAAAAUCACAAUAUUUCUUGGUUUCCAAAAAUACUUGGGCAGUGCCAGGCAUUUCCUUCUAGUAUUUAUGUAUUUGUGUGUGUGCAUAUGUAAAUAUAUAUAAAUUAUUAACAUAUAUUUAACAUUUUGCUGAUUAUUUUUCAUUUCAGUUCAUUUUUUUUAAUCAGUGUUGAUCAGAUUACAUAUUACUAAAACUUUGUACAGUAUAUCAGAAUGUGAACAUAUUUAUUGUAAUGUAUCUAAUACAGUCAAAGCUCUUCACUUCUAAAAAUGGAAUCCAGUUUGAUGAUUCUUCAAUUUACUUGCAACCUUAUAUCUCCUCCGUUACAAUAGGGGAUAUAAGCAAGUAACAAGUGAUUAAUGUAAAGUUAUCUACAUGAAAUAUGCUAUACCAGGCUAAAUGUUCCCACGUUAUUUAGAAUCACUUGAGUAUCUGCAUUACUCAUCCAACAUGUUGCCAGUGGUGUCAUUAAGAAAUGACCUCAUAUCUUCUAAAGGUAGAUUCAGCUUCACAGCCCAGUAUACAACCCAUCCAUGUAAGGCAAAAUAAGCCAAGGUAUUCGUGUUUGACCACUAGAGCAAUGAAUUACACUCUGCAGUGUAAGUGGUAUUAGCAAGCACCCCAUUUGUCACUGACCAAGCUGUCAUUUAGUCUUUGUCAUAAAAGCACAAUAAUAUACUCCUGAGCCCUCUUCCUUUGGCUGCUAUAAAAAGACCCCUCUUUUCUUAAAGCUGCAUAAUAGAUAGUCCUGGGCUAGAAGGUGAUCAUGUCUCUGCAGUGAAAUAAGUGCAUCAGUUAUCCUUACCUCUUUGAUGACACCCCACUUCCCAGUGCUAUGAGACACAAAAUACAGGCAGUGGUAAGUCAGGUUAAAUUAAAGUCUGUAACUAUCAAACCUAUUUUUCUUUAUUCACAAAUAAUCUAAAUUCAUCUGAAAAGCUGCUUAAAUAUGAAAGCAAUGUACAAACAUUUUGGUGUAUUCCAUAAAGGUAUCCCCAGGCACCAUAGUUCCUUGGCGGAAGCUGAAGUGUGACUUGAAAAAUUAAGCCACCCUGUUGGAUCAUCCCUCACUAUGUGGUAAAACCAGACAUGGUGUCGUGUGCACACCCAGCCAAGGAAGACAAGCAGCCGAUAGUAAAUUCUUUAUUGACAAAAACACACAAUUACAGCGCACCAGAUAGAAAUGCACGCAACUGUGGGACCAAGCCACUCUGACCACCACCACCCCAGUUUGUGUAGCCUUGUCUGACAGAGUGCGCAGACACAAACUGAGACAUGAAAGUUGUCCCUGUGCUUUUUUUAUACAAGCUCCCAUUGGGGGCAGUGGGGCAGGAGAGAUCAGGUCCCUCACCCAAACUGCCUCUUACCUCCAUUUCUGACAUGCCCUGUCCCCCUCCUCCAGUUCUUACUGCUUCAAUCCUGGCUCCUGCCUUGCGGGUGGCACCAAAAUUCAUAAAUCACUGCCCUCUCUCCUGGGUCAGCCUCUAUGCCCCCUUCCUCCAUCACACAUUCAGCGGAACCCUGCCAGUCCCUGACAUCUGGUAGAAAGAUGGGUACCAAAUAUGGGCAGAGGUAUCCCCAGGAAGGUGUAGAACUACACUGUCAUAUACUGGUCCAGUUCAUACUGUAGUUAUUGGGCAAUUAAGGAAAAUAUAGUCCCAAUAUCAACUGACCGAGGGAAGGCUUGUGGGAAUGUUGUGGAUAGUAGGAGAGGAUAUAUUGAUUAAAUAUUAUCCUUCCUCACUCACGCUAGUGAGUCAGUAGCAGAGUACAUUCCCCAGUGUAUUGUAGGCAGCUAGUUGGUAUAUUUGUAUGAAUCUCUUUACUUAAGCAAUCCAGUCUGGCUUUGUCCAGAUUGGGUUAUUCCUGGUAAUUUCCCCUUUUAUCCCUCUUAAAAAGAAUAAAGGCACAACAGUCUUCUUUUAAAAGUAAUAAAAAAAUUUCUCACAUUCAGUUCACAGUUGGCUCCCUGAAGGCAGGUUUGUAGUUACAGAAUAGAGAUUGAGUUCAUCCCAUAUGAGGAUUGGGCUCAUGGCUGAGAGCCAGCAGACAGCAAAAGCAUCAGUAUCAGAAGAGAGCAGCAAAAGAGUCAAAGAGGAAGAUGGCUGCAUGACUGACCCUUUUAAAAGGGUCUCACAUGAUCACAUCCAUCUACCUGGUCACAGGCAGGGGGAGGAUGCUCCAGACCAGGUGUGACAGGAAGUCCUCCUGGCUGGAGUACCAUCCCCGUGUGUCCACUCUGAGCAGACAGGAAAUGUUGUACUUGACUGCUUAUGUUACAUCCCACAAAGUUUUGGGUGGUAUGCAGGACACAAUAUUAGAUUACCUUUCUCACAGUAGCAAACAGAUUGCUUAUUCAGUUUUCAGGCUGUGUGUAAUUUUUGUGUUAAAAUAAUAUGUCUCUCCAAUUUUAAUAUGUGGGAAUCUUGUAAAAAUUUGGCAUGCUCUGGUUUAUAUCAACAAUACUGUCAGACCGCCAUACCAAUUUCAAAUGAUACAGUAAGAGCCCAUUGCAUGGUCCAGCUGCAUUCAAAUGAUUGAGACAUUGUGCAAAGUGGUGUAAAAGUAGAAAUUAACAGAAAUUACAUGUCACAAAUUGUUCAGAUUUGUUAUUUGAUCACAGUUGAUUCUGACUCAGAAUAUUCCUUGUAAUUCCUCAGGAGGAAUUUAAAACCAUCUCAGUGGAAAGCCGUACUUGGUGCGCAUAACAAUCUGAAUUUGUCAUAUCCUCAAAUAGUUAUUCAAGAGAUCGAUCAAAUCAUCAUAAAUCCCCAUUACAAUAAGCGAACGAAAGAUAGUGACAUUGCUUUGAUGCAUCUUCAAAUCCGAGUGAAGUACACAGGUGGGAUCAUUUUCUUUUUCUGGUUUCUUUCAUAUGGUGAAGUGAUUUAGAGUCAAAUCUGGAAUAACUUUGGAAAGUUAAGAUACUACAUGUUUCCAAAAAAAUAAUAAAAUAGACCUGAGUAAUGGAUGCAUUCUGGACUCAUUGCUUUGGAGGAGCUGCUUGUAUAAUGACAUCACAAAAUGGACAUAAUGGACACUGGAAUUGAAACUGAUUGAUCAUUUAUUUUUCACAGAUUACAUUCAGCCCAUUUGCUUCCCAGAAAAUACAAAACAAUUUUUGCCAGGAACUAAUUGCUCCAUCGCUGGCUGGGGAAGAACUACAAAUCAAGGUACGUCAUCACACUGUUAAAAGGCCCUAUUAAAAUCCAGAGCAGAACUUUUUCUCUGUGUUUUUUUGUCUCUGUGUUUUGGUAUUUUCAUGAUGCAAUCAAUACAAGGUACUUGAAGUAAAUAUAUGUUGCUAUGCAGAAAAAUAUUUUUCUUAUAACUGUCAUAGCACUAGCUGCAAUGGAACAAAUUAUACCCCCCACCCAGGAGAGCUGUUGGACCAAAGUGUGGGCCAUAAGAAGAAAAGAUAAGCCCUUUUUUUACUCUGUGGGGCAAACAACAGGUUGGGUGUGGAUAUUUUUAUCUGGAAAAUGUUGUGCAAGGAAUUAGUAAUUUAGCCACCUGCUCCAAUCAAAUUAGCAGAUCAAGGUGACUGCUUUUCAAUAAUGCAUGGCAUGUAGUUUAGCCCUGAAUAAGUAAUGCACAUUGCAACCAAUAUGCAUAGAUCUGCACCAGUUAAAAAGGACAGAAUGCAGUCAAGGCCAGGGUUAAGGAAAUCAGGAAAAUCAAUACAUGAUGCAAAUACAUAAGGCCUCAUUUCUCACGAAUGCCUACCAAUCCCAUCAAGUUGCUCCAUGGAGAAGAAAGUUAUUUUUUCCAUUCUGAUAUGUUGGUUUGCAUGUUGGCCUCUGCUUCUAGACCAUGGUUCACCGGCAGAUGCACAUGUGCCUACAAAGACCCUCCCUGUCAUUCACAAUGUAUCUCUCUCCACUGAGGUUCAUCCUGAAAGAAGCAUUUUAUUGUAGACAAUGAAAGAGGUUGUGCUGUGUGCUUGGUUGCAGGAGGGGUGCCCACAACAGUUUCUCUGGUUUGCAAAUGUGCCCACAGGUCCUCUGUUCUAGCCUAUGCUUUCAAUUAUAUGUAUAAACAAAGGGCUAUAUUUAAAGAUACCAAUAAAUCAGAAACAGCAAAGAGUUUUCUGGCACUUUAAAAAUACUAGCUGAGUUGUUGUCGCAUUAGCUUUUAUGGACCUGAGCCUAUUUCAUUCGAUGCCUCAAGUAUCCUCCUCAUUUGGCAAACACAUAGAUGUUUACAAACAAUAAAAACCAUAAAUUGAGGGCAGCUCUAGUCUACAAAAGCUUGUGCCGCAAUAAAUCUGUUUUGAAUGUGUCACACAUUUUCAAACAGAUAUUCAGUUAUCCUUUAGGAAUUAUUUGUGACUUGCAAAAAGUUAAAUAUGAUUUUCAUUGUUCUAUAGAGAAAUAUUUUGGCUAAAUUUUUAUGCAGUAUUAAAUGGAAUGCUUUUGGUAGUGCAACCAACAUAAAUUUGCCAGUUUUAAAAUAGUUUAGUUUCAGUUAACAGCCUACAAAUUUAAAUGUGAUUUCUCGCCCACCCCCCUUUCAAAUUUCAUAGAUUCUUGUGGAAAACUGAUCUUAGGAUUCAGCUAGAUUUAGUCUUAGCGUUUCAUUCUUACAAUUUUUUGGCUUUAAAUAUCUUACUUAUUUGUAGUUUAAUAGAACAUUAGUAUUUCAUCUAAUACAUUUGUAUUCGAUCAUGGAACUCAAAGAGGCAUAGGUUCUCAGGCACUCUCCCAUCUAGGUACUGACUGCACCAAAACCUACUUAGGUUGAGCAAUCAUGCAAGGACCCAAACAUUUGGUGGGGGGGGUACCCUUUACCAAGGCUCAGAGAUGCAGCUGGGACCAGCCAGCAACCUCAUUUCCAUGGAAGGUAAAAUGGAAGCUAAAAUGUAAGCCAACAAUGAAUGCAUUUCUUUUGACACCCCAUUCAGUCCUAACAUGUUAAUUAAUUUCAAUGGGUCUAAGAUUCUAUGUGAAUCAGAGAAUUGAAGAGUUGGGAAGGAUCUCGAGGUCAUUUAGUACAAUCCCCUGUAAGGCAGGAAUCACAGCAUAGCUGAACACCACCCAAGUUGUGUGAAUGUCAAUAGUUGUGACAAUCUUUGUUUUUAACAACUAAAAGGAGAUGACUGACCACCUGGCUAUGUUAGUCCAAACUUUAAGCCAGUCUGUGCAUUAUCACGGCUAUGCUCAUGUACACAUCUGCUACAAGCUCAUCUUGUUGACUUUCUAAGAGUCUUGCUGCAACCCCAAAUGUACAGACAUAAGUAAUUAUAAAUGAAUUAUUCAGGUUUCCCAAAUGUAGGUAUUUAAAAUAGGUGUGUGUGUGUGUGUGUGUGUGUGUGUGUGUAUACACAUGCAUAUUUUUCUUUCACACUUCAUGUGUUUGCAGCAGAAAAUACCUGAUAUACAUUGUUUCCUGCAGCAGUUAUGAAGCUCCCUACUCAUUAUGGAAAGCUAGCUGCUCAUAGACUUCACUGGAUUUAUUAGCACGGUAACACAGGCAGUAUAAGGCAUCUAUAAACUGUCCGUUGGAAACGAGCAAUGUUAGAAUGAAUGAAAAUAUUGCUUGAAGAACUUGUUUUACAUUAUGAAUCAGGCUCAUUCAAUGCAUAUGUUUAAACAGGUUCUGUGGCAAGCAUAUUGCAGGAAGCAGAAGUCCCUCUUAUAACACAUGAGAAAUGCCAGCAAUUGAUGCCAGAGUACAAUAUUACUGAAAAUAUGAUAUGUGCAGGAUAUGAUGAAGGAGGAACUGAUUCCUGUCAGGUAAAAUUGAUAAGAUAUGUCUUCUCUGCUACAAUACAGCUGGGGAAACCCAGCCAGAUGGGUGGGGUAUAAAUAAUAAAUUAUUAUUAUUAUUAGGCACAUUUUUUAAUUCUCUGAUCAUUACUUAUGGUGCUAAAUGUUCUAUAUCAUAAUUUCAUAACUGAUAUAUGGAAAAAGCAUUACUUAACUAGGGAGCUUUCUUUAAGGACAGCAUCAUUAUCAACAUCAUCAUUAUCAUACUGCUUUCAAUUCUUCUCAUUUAUGACCUUAGCAUACUUGAAUUUAUUUAGAGAAACAACAACCUCUAGGCUCUGUCACCUCCAAGGGAAUACAAAGCAACUACUGAUAGCAUUGCAGGCCAUGGGCUGCUGUCAUCCUCAGAUUGUUUCUAAAGAUAUUCUGCCGUCUAAGAAAGGCAAUGUCUAUUUCUCCAAUGCUUACAAAAACCCUUCUGACACAACUUUCAUGCUGGCUCAAAGAAUUUAGCUUAAAGUAGAAGCUCAUGCAGAGGGUUCUGUUAAUACUGCGUAUAACUGACAGGCAUCUCAGUGAAUGCUGAAGGCCAUAGCAAAUCCCAUUUUAGCUUUACAUAGCGUUUUGUCUCCAAUUAAAAACAAAUGUAUGUAACAAUAUUUGUCAUUCCAGGGAGAUUCUGGUGGGCCACUGAUGUGUCAGGAGAAUGAAAGGUGGUUACUGGCUGGUGUGAUAUCCUUUGGCCGUCAGUGUGCUCUGCCAAAUCGUCCCGGCGUUUAUGUGAAAGUUUCGAAAUUUGUCGACUGGAUAAAAAAGACUAUCCAUUAGCACCAUUUAAUAUAUAUAUAUGGAAAACUAGAGGGUUAUGUUCAACAAAGC
Molecule: messenger RNA, 28677 nt
Organism: Podarcis lilfordi (Lilford's wall lizard)
Lineage: Eukaryota; Metazoa; Chordata; Lepidosauria; Squamata; Lacertidae
Source: the annotation of a GenBank genome assembly